UCGUUAACCCCUGGCGAGGCGGAAUAGAGCGGAGCUGAGGAAAAAACUCUGAGGAGAAAAGAGGAGGACGAGGCGGCAGCGGCGGCGGCAGCCGUGGCUUGCAUUGCCCUUUCUUGAUACUGCUGCUGCUGUCAUCACCGCCCGUGAAGUGAGGACGGGAAGAAAAAAAACAAAACAAAACGAGGAGAUCAUUCCGAGAGGGGCAAAUAGGACAACGGAGCUUGGCCACCGUCCUCGAAGCCAGCCUCUAUUCCGGUCCCGAGAGCCAGAAGGAGCGGCAGCCAGGCCUGGUCCGCGGUCGCCCUGCCCCCCCUUUCAUUCGUUCCUCUGACCGGCGUCUUGAUUAGCACGAGUGACAGCGCCGGAAAUGAUGCCGAUGAUAUUGACUGUGUUCCUGAGCAAUAAUGAACAAAUUUUGACUGAAGUACCAAUUACUCCUGAAACAACCUGUCGAGAUGUGGUAGAAUUUUGCAAAGAACCUGGUGAAGGUAGCUGCCAUCUUUCUGAAGUGUGGCGUGGAAAUGAAAGACACAUACCGUUUGAUCAUAUGAUGUAUGACCAUCUACAAAAAUGGGGACCUCGUAGAGAGGAAGUGAAAUUUUUUCUCCGACAUGAAGAAUCCCCAACAGAAAGCAGUGAACAGGGACGUCAGAUUCAAAAUCAUAGAAAUGGAAUCUCUAUACCUGUGGAGAAACGUACAGAAAAUGGGGUUGGAAAUCCACGUGUUGAACUCACACUGUCAGAACUUCAGGAUAUGGCUGCUAGGCAGCAACAGCAAAUUGAAAAUCAGCAGCAAAUGUUGGUUGCCAAGGAACAACGUUUGCGUUAUCUCAAACAACAGGAACGCCGUCAGCAACAGUCUGUGUCUGAGAGUGAAAAGCUUCAGAAACUUAAAGAACGAGUAGAGACCCAAGAAACCAAGCUGAAAAAAAUCCGUGCCAUGAGGGGGCAGGUGGACUAUAGCAAAAUUAUGAAUGGCAAUUUGUCUACUGAAAUUGAACAUAUCAGCACCAUGUUCCAGGAGAAGCAACAAGAAUUACAAGCUGCAGUGUUAAAAGUGGACCAGCUUACUCAACAAUUAGAAGACCUAAGAAAAGGGAAAUUGAAUGGGUUCCAGUCUUAUAAUGGACAGAUGACAGGACCUGCAGCUAUAGAAUUAAAAAAAUUAUAUCAAGAGCUACAGAUUCGCAACAGGCUUAAUCAAGAACAGAAUACUAAACUUCAGCAACAGAAAGAACUUUUGAACAAACGUAACAUGGAAGUGGCUAUGAUGGACAAACGAAUCAAUGAGCUACGUGAGCGCCUGUACAAGAAAAAAGUUGAGGCACGUCAAAAAGAAAACAUCCCUUUAAACCGAAUAAAUGGAACGUCCUCCCCACAGUCAUCAUUGAAUGCUUCAGGCAGAGUUGCAGCAGUUGGGCCAUACAUUCAGGUUCCUAGCUCCAACAACUAUGCUGUACCACUUGACCCAGUAAAACCACAGUCCCUCACAAUUACUACUAGCACAACUCAUGGAAGGUCGAAAUCUGAUGAUGGUAAUAGGUGGUCAUGGACAGUAUCAGACCUUGAUGUCAGACCUGAAUACAGCUCUACAUGGUAUCCAAGAAACAAAACUAAUCAGUUUUGGAAAUCUAAUGAUGGAACAUGGCCUGCACUUAAACAAACUGCUGUGGUAAAACCACCACAACUCUCUAAUACAGACUGGAAGGAAUCAAACAUGGAUGCAAGUUUAAAACAAGGAACUAUAUCCAGUCAACCUUUGUCAUCUUCAGGAUUAGGAAGUACUGAUAAACUGAGUCUUGAUGUGGGCAAAAUGCCACCAACUAUUCCUGGUGUAAAUAAACAAUUGCCUCAAAACUAUGGGACCUAUCCAAGCUCUGUUCCUUCAGGACCAGGCUCCACUAAUUCCUUGGAAAGACGAAAAGAUGGCAGCCUGCCAAGGCCUAGUUCUACAGCAGUGAACCGGCAAAGACCUAUUCCUUUACCACCCACAAGUGGCAUUCACCAACCAGGUUCUUCACAGCAGAUACAGCAGAGAAUAUCUGUGCCUCCAAGUCCAACAUACCAACCUUCUAAUGCACCAUUAUUUCCAGGCGGUGAUAGCAGGCCUGAUCUCCCUUUAACAGUGGCCAUUAGGCCUUUCUUAGCUGAAAAAGGUUCAAGACCCCAGUCUCCUAGGAAAGGGCCUCAAACUGUGAAUUCGAGUUCCAUAUAUUCAGUCUAUCUGCAGCAAGCAACUCCACCAAAGAACUAUCAACAAGCUGUGUAUAGUACGCUAAAUAAGUCAGUUAAAGCAGUCUAUGGGAAACCUGUUGUACAGUCUGGCUCAACAUCUCCUUCACCACUUCCCUUCCUUCAAGGAUCUUUGCCUGCCAGUACAUCACAGUCUCAAGCACCAAAUGAUACGAAUGAAAAAGAUCAAGAGCAGGAAGUCACUCCAUCCUCUGGUGAUAACAGUAAUGUAGAAAACAUUCCUCGUCCUCUCAGUCCAACAAAGCUCACUCCUAUUGUUCAUUCACCCCUUCGUUACCAAAGUGAUGCUGAUCUUGAAGCUCUUCGCAGGAAACUUGCCAAUGCUCCUAGGCCUUUGAAGAAGCGAAGUUCUAUCACAGAGCCAGAGGGCCCCAGUGGACCAAAUAUUCAAAAACUCUUAUACCAGCGCUUUAAUACCUUGGCAGGAGGAAUAGAAAGUGCCCCUUUUUAUGAGCCAAGUAACUCGCAAGAUUUCAUCGGUACCUUGGCAGAUGUUGAUAAUGGAAAUAUGAACACUAAUGGCAAUAUUGAGGAUCCAGUUUCAGUACCUUCUACAGUUCCUCUUUCUGAUGAGCCUUCAUCAGAUGCUAACGACAAUGAACUACCUUCUCCUGCAACUGAGGAGUUGAUCAGUGUAGAAACUAUAAAUCAAAUUCCUGAGACAACUGAGGAUGACAACAACAACAACCCUGCUGUGGCUCCUCCUGUUGAGCGGCCUCCUAGUCCAAUACCCAUGGGCAGAUCCCCAGAUGACGAAGAAGUGCAGGUGCUACCUGUUCUUCCUCCUACACCUCUGCUUCCUGUGGCGAAAAGGACCAACCUGAAGAAACCAGACUCAGAGAGAACUGGUCAUACCUUGAGGGUAAAAUUCAAUCCCUUGGCCCUGCUGUUGGAUGCCUCACUAGAGGGAGAAUUUGAUCUAGUGCAAAGGAUCAUAUAUGAGGUGGAUGAUCCCAGCAAACCUAAUGAUGAAGGAAUCACCCCCCUGCACAAUGCAGUUUGUGCUGGCCAUCACCACAUAGUUAAAUUUUUGUUGGAUUUUGGGGUCAACGUUAAUGCAGCAGACAGUGAUGGAUGGACGCCUUUGCAUUGUGCUGCCAGUUGCAACAGUGUUCACCUCUGUAAGUUACUUGUUGAAUCUGGAGCAGCAAUUUUUGCUUCAACUAUAAGUGAUAUAGAAACUGCAGCAGAUAAAUGUGAGGAGAUGGAAGAAGGAUAUAUUCAGUGUUCCCAGUUCCUAUAUGGUGUACAGGAGAAGUUAGGAGUCAUGAACAAAGGCAUAGUUUAUGCCCUGUGGGAUUAUGAAGCUCAGAACAACGAUGAGUUGUCAUUUCAUGAAGGAGAUGCACUUACAAUUUUGCGACGCAAAGAUGACAAUGAGACAGACUGGUGGUGGGCUCGGCUCAAUGACAAGGAAGGCUAUGUGCCUAAAAAUCUCUUGGGGUUAUACCCAAGGAUAAAACCAAGACAGCGAACACUUGCCUGAAUCACUUGAUUUGUCAAUAUUUUUUUCUGGGAACUGAAAGAUGGAAAGUAUACACUGGAGACAUUUGCAAUUACAUUUCACCACAAAUUAAAGCUAUUCUUGUUUUAAAUGGUGCUCUUGUUUAAUAUGAUAGACAGCAUUUGAGAUUUUCGAUCUGCAGUUUUGUAAGUGAGGUCUGCUCCAUAUUAAUAUGCCAAUCAUUGAGAGAGGUACUCAAACAGUCUACAGUAUUUUUUGCCAAUUGAAUUAAAAGUGCUAGAUGUUAAAACCUUUGUAAAAUGCAGAUAUGCUGUCUACUCUGUCAUAGUUCACUGUAGCUGCCCUGUUAUGUCAAGAACAUUACAAUUAAAAUAUUCAAUUGAAUGUUGAUUUUAAUGUGUAAAUCCUUAAAGAUCUUGUAAGAGUUGACAAGUUGAGAGUAAUGAACAAUCUUCUGAUAUAAAAGGUGUUUCUGACAGGACAGAGAAGCAUUUAUCCUGAAUAGAUUUUGCACACUUCUAAAAACUGCACUUGUUCCUUCACUUGAUGUUUCUGCUUAAUAUUCUGCUUACAGUACAAAUUUAUCUUCCCAAUAUUCUAUUACCAUUCCUCAAACACAUCCUGACUUCUAUUUCCUUGACAAUCCUGAUUUAAGGAACUUGUAUGUCUUAUGAAAGAAAAGUGCAAUAGUUGGAAAUGGUAAGAGGUAGGUUAUAAAAGCUAGAAGAUUUACUUUAAGGACAUUUAAAUUUUAUUUGUGAAAGUAGGAAGGUGAUUAAAAGGUUGAAUAAAAAGACAUGUUGGUUCAAUAGACUGAGGCUGAGAAAGGAGAGACGGUUUACUUUUUGGACUGAAAUAGUAUCUGUGAUUCUAGUGACCCUGCUUACCAGGGUGUGAUAUGCAAUAAACCCAGUAUCUACUUUCAAGCGAAGAAGCACUUCACUGGAAUACUAAUUGUACAUGGUUUUAUAUGCAGAAGUCUAUUUUGAAUUUCCCAUUAUGUUGUAACCAUGCUUGUUUUUUUGCCAGUAAAUUCUAGACCAAUUGGCUUUAUUCAUUAUACAUUGUGCAUAAUUUAUAACCAUUCCUGCAGUGCUGUGACUUGCUUUUAUUAUUGUUUAGCAUCAAUUGUAUAUAUUGUGUGAUGAGAAGUGAAAGGGUAUUGUAAAAGAAUAUUUGCUAAAUGAAAUUAAAAGUUAAAAGCCUGCAAUACACUGCUAAUCCAGUGUGCACAAUAAACUACUACUAAGAUA
This is a messenger RNA of Crotalus tigris (Tiger rattlesnake), 4971 nucleotides long. It is a transcript of the gene PPP1R13B, whose product is annotated as protein phosphatase 1 regulatory subunit 13B. Lineage: Eukaryota; Metazoa; Chordata; Lepidosauria; Squamata; Viperidae. Bases 368 to 3739 code for a protein of 1123 amino acids. The record is from RefSeq and is a predicted model, not a curated record. The transcript has 18 exons. Gene Ontology annotation, cellular component: nucleus. Gene Ontology annotation, biological process: apoptotic process; negative regulation of cell cycle; regulation of apoptotic process. Gene Ontology annotation, molecular function: p53 binding; transcription factor binding.